GCGGCGAAAGGAAAAUCCCGCGCACGCGCAGUACCACUUAGCUCGCCUUCUGAUUCGAGGCCUGAAUCCAUUUUUAAGAUAAAUUUCGACUUGAUCGAAACAACAGAACGCUUAAACAACGAAGUGUUAAUCCGUGAAACAUCCAUUAGUGUUGUUUUUCUUAACAUACUUAAAUAUCGCGAGAUUUUGAUCACCCGGCGGACUAGCUAGACAGCGCGAAACAAUACGUAAACUAUCCCAUACUGGGAGGUGGUGGAAGGUUUCUGGUACAUUCCAAAUCCAUUUGAAGGUGGCAUGGACAUACCGGAAGUGGUGCUGGAUGAUCACGGACUCCUGGACAUAAUAAUGCCGACAGGUACAGAGACCAAAGAGCAGGAUGUCCAGACUGAUGACUGGACACAAGAAAAAUGUGUCAACACUAAUGACAGCUGGGAACAUUUAAUGCGUGUCCUGAUCGAACAGAGUGGCGCGUUAGCGGAGGAGUGUCAGUCUCUGGAGAAACAGCAGACUGAUGACAAGCUCAAGCACAAGAGUCAAAUCCAAAGUUUGGAGAAGUUGAGAGAUGAGAAGAAGCGACAACAUCAGGCUGUCCUAGAGAAGAUUCAGUCAGUGAUUCUGAAAUUGAAUCUAAACAGCAACAAGACGACGAGGAAAACCUUCAAUGCCAAAGUUGAGGAGCUCACCGCUGAGAGGGCUCAAAAGCUGGAGGCGAAGAGAAGAUUCACACAAGAGCUGGAGGAGUUAGAUGGGAGACUGAAGAAGCUUACAGAAGAGCAGAGCAAUGAGAAGCUUAUAUGGGAGCAAGAGAUUGCGUCUUUGCAGCAGGAAAUGGAGAAACUCUCUAGACAAGUUGAAGAAUCCAGUCAGGCAGCACUAAAGGAUGAGAAAGCUGCUCUAGAGUCUCAGAGAGAGCUGGCUGUUUCUCAGGUAGAAGACUGGAUUGCAGAAGCUGAACGAUAUCUAAGCAUGCUCAGGUCAGACACUUCACAUCAGAGCAUCCAGCUUCGAAUUGAAUGGGAGAAGAAUGUUUCGAUGACUCGUACCCGACUGGAAAAACUCAAGUUAUCGUAUAAUGAAAAUCUUAAGCAGCUUCUCCAGGGGAAAGAGCUGGACAGUUUGCCUAAAAUCCUUCUUCCUCUUCUCCCUCACAUACCCAUGAUCGAUUUGCUGAAUUUCACACCUGUGAUUCACCCUCCACUGACCCAGCCGCAGUUUCACUCAGUCCGUAGACACGCUUCGGCGCCGGCUUCUACACACAACCCAGCGGUCUUCACACCACACACCCUGGAGCAGCACACACCUGUACCGAGGUCUGCCUUGCCCACCUCUGUCCAUUCCACCCCUAGAGCCUACACCCACCCAUACACUGCUGUCCCGGCAGCACCAGCUGGCACCACGAGUAGUUUCGCACCAGGGGUGGGGCCAGUGGCCUCAGUAAGAAACCCCUCCUCCCAGGCUCUUCCUACGAACCCACAACCUGUAGGCAAGCUGGACAAGCUGCUGGAGAAACUGGGCACGCAGUUCCCACAAUGCACCAGAACUCAGCUCAUGGGUGUGUUGCAGCAGGUUAAGAGUGAACGUGGCACCAUGGCUGGAAUGUCUGUUGAGGACAUCAAACAACAAGUGGAACAGAAACUAGCGCAAAGUGAACGGCCACCUCCAGGUCCCAUAGCACCCCCUGCAGGCUCCAGACACUCACACAGAGCUCCAGUCCAGCCUGCGCUGACCGCACAUCCCCCUGUCCAUGUGCCCAGCGCUCACGUCUUCCAGGCCCGAGGCCCACAGGCAGUUCCAUCUGUGCGCAAACUGUGUUUAAUGUGUCAGAACCACGUAGAACCCGGAACCCAGUACAGCACGAACUGCCCUCAUACGCUACACAAAGAGUGCAUCAGUGUGUGGCUGCAGUCCAGCAAGAACAACUCCUGCCCUUUCUGUCCCAGCAAAUAAACCCAUGUGGCUCUUUCUUCCACGUCACUGGUCCACGUGUCUCUGCUUUACCAGACACAGUUUUUCGUCAACGCUGAGGGAUCUGUAAACAGUAUUUGUAAAAAAAUUUUUUUUUCACAUGAAUCCAGCCAUGAGGUUAUGUUCUGUCCAUACAAAGAGACAAACGUUGCAGAACUCUGUGUAAUUAAAUGAUUUUAUUUUUGAAUAAUGUUUAUCAUUUUCCAUUAAAGACUUGGUAUACAAUGGUGUCAGUAUAAG
Hemibagrus wyckioides is the source of this 2205-nucleotide messenger RNA. It is a transcript of the gene rnf214, whose product is annotated as ring finger protein 214. The transcript has 15 exons. The record is from RefSeq and is a predicted model, not a curated record. NCBI's taxonomy places the organism in Eukaryota, Metazoa, Chordata, Actinopteri, Siluriformes, Bagridae. Gene Ontology annotation, molecular function: ubiquitin-protein transferase activity. Bases 295 to 1947 code for a protein of 550 amino acids.